GGCAAACUGUUAUGGAUUGUUGCAGGGCGAAUGAGCGAGAAGGAGUGUAAGGAGCGUAUGAGACAUUAUCCUUCCUCAAUUUAAACGGCUGUGUUGUUAUUUUUGUAUAUUUUAAUUGUCGUGCUUUGUGAGUGAGUGAGGCAACAUGGCUUCUAGAUUGAAAAACAUUUUUACGACAUUUAGGCAAUUUUCACGUAUUCAAUUACAAUCACAACGUUAUAUUUGUAAUUCGUCUAUUUUGAGAAAUGCAGAGAAUAAUAUUAACGAAUCGAAGGAAUCGUCAAUUAUGUUCCGGAAGGUAGAUCCCAAAAAGGUUGAGAAAUUAACAAAAUUGGGAAAUUACAUAUCUAGUUGUUUACCAAAGUACGUAGAGCAAGUGCAGAUAGUAUGUCGUGAUGAAUUGGAAGUAAUGAUUGUACCAGAGGGAGUUUUACCUGUUUUAAGCUUUAUGAAAUUAAAUCACUACACACAGUUCCGAUCGUUAUCAGAUAUAACUGCCAUGGACGUUCCAAGUAGACAAUACAGAUUUGAAAUUAUUUACAAUCUCCUUUCGCUUAAUCAUAAUAACCGAAUUCGUAUCAAAACGUAUACAGAUGAAUUAACUCCGAUUGAUUCUAUUUGCGAACUAUAUAUUGCUGCUAACUGGUAUGAACGAGAAGUAUGGGAUAUGUUUGGUGUGUACUUUAGCAAUCACCCUGACUUGAGAAGGAUCCUUACAGAUUAUGGAUUUGAAGGUCAUCCAUUGAGGAAAGAUUUUCCACUUACUGGAUAUUUUGAGUUGCGAUAUGAUGAUGCUAGAAGACGAAUUAUUCAUGAGCCUCUUGAAUUAAGUCAAGAAUUUAGAAAAUUCGAAUUGUCCUCACCAUGGGAACAAUUCCCAAAUUUUAGAUCAUCGAAUAAUAAAGAAGAACCCGUAAAAAAUGAAUAAAUUAUUCAUAAAUUAAAAUUUUUAUAAU
Ceratosolen solmsi marchali is the source of this 956-nucleotide messenger RNA. It is a transcript of the gene ND-30, whose product is annotated as NADH:ubiquinone oxidoreductase core subunit S3. The transcript has 5 exons. Gene Ontology annotation, molecular function: NADH dehydrogenase (ubiquinone) activity. Gene Ontology annotation, cellular component: respiratory chain complex I. The coding region runs from base 146 to 928 and encodes 260 amino acids. The record is from RefSeq and is a predicted model, not a curated record. NCBI's taxonomy places the organism in Eukaryota, Metazoa, Arthropoda, Insecta, Hymenoptera, Agaonidae.